AUGCUCAGAACAACCACCCUUCUUUCCCUCUUGACAGCGUGCCAUGCAGCCGUGUACCCACAGUACUACCCGCCCGCAGACGGCGCCAUCGGCAACCUAGACGCUGUUUUUGACCUGAAAACGGCCACCAAUGGCGGCAUCUACACCUCCUCAGAAAGCUCACCCUACGGAACCUACAACUUCUGCAACAUGCCCCAUGUGCGGUCCAGCGAGUACCAAAAGCCAGAAGGCCAGCUUCUCUAUGUGGAAGUGAUCCACAGGCACCACAAGCGGACCCCGUACACCUCGAACGUGUUUCCCAAGGAGGAUAUACCGCUUUCCUGCGACAGUCUGACCAACUUCUACUAUGGCCAGGUAAAUCUGCAAAACCUGAGCGCCCAGGUCGGGUGGAACUCGUAUGUGGAUCCGGAAAACCCGUUUGCAGACCAGUACGGCUUCAACGGGCUGUGCCAGUUUCCGCAAAUCAGCCCAGGCGGUCUUGACGACUCGCACCAGCAUGGAGUGGAUCUCUUCCAGAACUACCACAGCUUAGGGCUUCUUCCGGAGGAGUACGACCCAGAAAAGGUGAAAUUUUUCGCCACAAACAACGUCAUCACCUCCCAGGUCGCCGGCGGUGUCGUCAGCGGAAUGUACCCUGCUUUGCAGAACCAGCCUGUGGAGGUGUCAGUCCAGCGAGAGGACUCCGACUACCUUGAGCCAAAGUACCUGUGCAACGGGGCGGACCAGACGAAAAACUACAUUUUGGCGUCAGGCGGGUGGACCGAGCACCUCCGCCGGUCACAGGAGCUUUUCGCCAAAUUGGACGCCGUCUCGGGAGUCAAUCCAGACAACAAAGGCUGGCACGCCUCGUGGGACCACUACUUUGAUAAUUUGGCCCACCGCCAGUGCCACCAGCUUCCGUUGCCCUGUAAUCUCGAAAAUCCAGCAAUUUGUGUCACCGAAGAACAGGCCCAGCAGGUGUACAGAUUGGGCGACUACGAGUACAACUACCAGUACCGAGCAGCACCGCAGUCGACCAUGUACUCGGCGGCACGGUACGGCGUUUUUUUGAAGAAGCUCCAGAAACACUUGAAGGAGGCUCUGGAAAGAACCAGCGCCGUGGUGUAUCGGCACAAUGUGGCCCACGACGGAUCCAUAGCUCCUUUGCUUGGAGCGCUUCAGAUCGAGGAGCUCAGGUGGCCUGGCAUGGGAGCCGAGGUUGUUUUUGAGCUUUGGGAGAGAAAUGGCCAAAAUUUUGUGAGGGUUCUUUACGGCGGCCAGCCGCUUCGGACCCUGACGCCGUUGGGUGUUUUGGACAUGGUGCUGUUGGGUGAUUUCCAGGGCUACUUGGAUGGCUUUUUGGGAGGCCGCAAUGUGGUGGACUUGUGUCGGACGUAG
Candidozyma duobushaemuli is the source of this 1377-nucleotide messenger RNA. RefSeq lists its product as uncharacterized. Gene Ontology annotation, biological process: dephosphorylation. The transcript has a single exon. Gene Ontology annotation, molecular function: phosphatase activity. The record is from RefSeq and is a predicted model, not a curated record. Lineage: Eukaryota; Fungi; Ascomycota; Pichiomycetes; Serinales; Metschnikowiaceae. Bases 1 to 1377 code for a protein of 458 amino acids.